AUGUCAGCGUUCCAAGACUUCAGCUACCUCUCUGAGCGCCGCCGUGCAGAGCGUGCGCAGCAACGGAAACGGAUGAUUAUUGCAGCCAGCACCGCAUCGGUUUUCCUUGUUGUGGCUGUCUGUGCAGUCAUUGCAGUCGUAUACAACCCAAAGCCCACCGAAUCCACCCAUAACAGCUCCGCGAAAUCUACGACGGAAACCUUCUCCCCAAAAUCUGACUCUGGCUCUCUCAUCAAAGACUUCCAAACUAACAGCGCCAUCAAGGUCAUUUGUUCCCCCACCGACUACCGCGCCACCUGUGAGUCCACCAUGAAAGGCGCGACCAAUUCCAGCUCCACUCCCAAGGACCUCGUCCGCGCUGCCGUCGCAACCAUCGUCGACGAGGUCGAUAAGGCCUUCAAAAAGUCUGAUGUGAUUGGUACGGCGGACCCAGCGGUGAAGAGCGCCGUGGAGCUGUGCCAGAAGCUGCAUAAGUACGCCCUGAAAGAGCUAGCAAACACCCUGGACACCAUCGAUGCAAACCAUCUGAACCAGCUGCCAAAUAAAGUGCACGAGCUCAAAAACUGGCUCAGCGCCACCUCGACGUACCAGGAGACGUGUAUUGAUGGGUUCCCUGACGGCGAGCAGAAGAACAAGAUGAAGACUGAGUUAAAAACGUCCAAGCAGCUUACCAGCAAUGCCCUGGCCAUCGUGGGUAGCUUGUCCUCCUUCCUUUCGCUCAUCAGCAAAGGUGGCCGACGUCUUCUAUCCGAGCCUCCAGUCGAAAAGCCAGAGGUUGUUCGCGAAGAUGGCCUUCCCAAUUGGGUUGACGAUGACGAUCGAAGGUUCCUCCUUGGCCGGGCAACCAAGCAGAUGACGCCCAAUGUCACAGUAGCUAAGGAUGGCAGCAUGGACUUCAAGACCAUAUCCGAGGCACUUGCUAAAAUGCCAACCACAGUAAACGGAAGGUAUGUGAUAUAUGUGAAGGAGGGAGUGUACGAGGAGCAGGUGGUUGUGGAUAUGAACAUGAUCAAUGUUACCAUGUACGGUGACGGCUCGAGGAAGACAGUUAUUACUGGUAGCAAGAACUUCGUCGACGGCACAAAGACCUUUGAAACUGCAACGUUCGGUGAGUUCUCAAUCGUAAUUACCGAUUAUUUGGUUAAUAUUAAUUCUGAAUGUAAUUGUGCGAUCGGGGACGGGUUCAUAGCGAUGGCGAUCGGGUUCCAAAACACUGCCGGUGCGGUCAAGCAUCAGGCAGUGGCGCUGCGCGUGCAGUCGGACCGCGCCAUCUUCCUCAAUUGCCGCAUGGAAGCGUACCAGGACACGCUUUACGCGCAUACUCACAGGCAGUUCUAUCGAGGUUGCCUCAUCCUCGGCACCGUCGAUUUCAUUUUCGGCAACGCAGCUGCUAUCUUCCAGAACUGCAUCCUCAGCGUGCGUCGCCCUCUCGACAACCAGCAGAACAUCGUGCUGGCGCAGGGCCGCACGGACAGCCACGAGGCCACUGGCUUCGUCAUCCACAACUGUCGCUUCACUGCUGAACCAGAACUCGCCUCCGGCGGCAAGAUCCCGAGCUACCUCGGGCGUCCAUGGAAGGAAUUCUCCCACACUGUUGUGAUGGAGUCGGAGAUUGGAGAUUUCAUCAACCCCGACGGGUACAUGCCCUGGGACGGGGACUUCGCGCUGAAGACGCUGUCCUACGCCGAGUACGGCAACAAGGGCGCCGGCGCUGACACAUCGAAACGUGUCAAAUGGCUAGGCUUCAAGGUGAUCAACAGGAAUGAGGCGGUCCCUUACACCCCCACCACCUUCAUCCAGGGAGACGACUGGAUCCCCAAGACGGGCACUCCCGUACGCUUGGGCCUCUUCGAUUGA
Messenger RNA from Zingiber officinale, 1857 nucleotides. Its product is annotated as pectinesterase-like. Lineage: Eukaryota; Viridiplantae; Streptophyta; Magnoliopsida; Zingiberales; Zingiberaceae. The record is from RefSeq and is a predicted model, not a curated record. Gene Ontology annotation, molecular function: pectinesterase activity; pectinesterase inhibitor activity. The coding region runs from base 1 to 1857 and encodes 618 amino acids. Gene Ontology annotation, biological process: cell wall modification. The transcript is spliced from 2 exons.